Molecule: messenger RNA, 780 nt
Organism: Trichoderma gamsii
Lineage: Eukaryota; Fungi; Ascomycota; Sordariomycetes; Hypocreales; Hypocreaceae
Product: general stress protein
Exons: 2
Coding region: 1-780 (259 amino acids)
Source: RefSeq, a predicted model, not a curated record
AUGGGUUUCGGCGUCAAUACACCUGAAUAUCCCGAAGGCUGCGCCGUCGUCUUCGGCGGCUCAGGCGGCCUUGGACGUGCCUCUGCCGGCCUGAUCGCGGAGCGUGGUUCUGAUAUUGUUGUCACAUAUCGGUCGAACGCUGCCGAUGCUGAGUCCCUGGUGGAGGAGGUGCGCAAGCUUGGGCGCAAGGCGAGCGCGGUAGCCUGCGACGUCACUGAUCGCAAGGCGGUUGAGGCUGUCUUCAAGCAUGCCGUGGACACAUACAAGCGCGUACACACGGUCGUCUCCGCCGGUGGCCUGGUGUUCGAUACCGGCCCACUGGUGGACUUCAAGGACGAGACCUUCCGCAGCGUCAUCGAGACCGACGUCCACGGCUUCUUCAACAUCGUAAAGGCCGGCGUGCCGAUCUUGCGUGAGGCCAAGGGCGCCUCGAUUGUGGCCUUGAUAACAAGCGCGGUAUCCAGGACUGUGCCCUGUGACGCGUUGAGCGCGACCCCUAAGGCGGCGGUGACAACUAUGAUUCGCCAACUUGCCUACGAGGAGGCUGCUAACGGUAUCCGUGCCAAUGCUGUCGGCCCAGGAGUCAUCGACGCAGGCAUGGUGCCCAAGAUGAUGCUCACCCCGACGAAGGCUCUCCUCGAGGGCGCGACUGCGGUGACGCCGCUUGCGCGCUGGGGCACGGCCGCUGAAAUUGCGGAAACUGUUGCAUUCUUGGCCUCAAGCAAGAGUUCAUUUACUACUGGCCAGAUUUUGAUGGUAGAUGGAGGCCUUGCGGCAUGA